AUGGAAGGUCAUUGGCGAUUUGGUACUCUAAGCGCUCGGAUACUUCUUCAACUGCAGGACGAGGUCACGAUACUUGAGGAGAAACUGGAGAAGUUGGAGGCGGAGCACGCAAGCGCGGAGGCAGAAGAUGUCCAUAACGGCUCAUUCCGCCAGGAAGCGCUGCCCAAGCGUUCCAAGCUCUUAGCAGAUAUACACGUCAAGAUCAAGCAGUAUAAUAAACUCUUAAUUCAGCAUUCUGCGCUCCGAGAGCGACCAGAAGUACCAAAACAACACAUCAGCAAUAUCGCCCACUUCUUCCGGAACACCCAGAACGCCAUACUUGACGAGGAGAAGGGAUACAUAGAGCACACACACGACCUGUUCCAGCUAGUGCUGAAGCCAACAUCUCCUCUGCGCGAACUUCUUGAACGCUCUACUCGCUUUCGCGGCGCAAGUCUUUGGAGGAAGAAGACACCAAAGGGUGCCUACGAGCAUCAUCCUUAUCCCGACACACUGCGUCUCGCGCACGAUGCUCGGAUUGACGCUUUCGUUGGUAUUACGAUCACUGUCCUGGGGAUGAUUAUGCUCAUCGCUCCUCUGUGGAUCCUCGCUAUCACGCAUGGAACGAUGAAGAGAUUGGGAGUCAUUACUGGGUUUAUUGUGAUCUUCCUAGCAUUGAUCGCUCUCACGACUGUUGCGAGGCCAUUUGAAAGCCUAGCGGCUGCUGCUGCGUAUUCUGCGGUGUUGGUCGCAUUUCUGCAGAUUGCUGGAUGA
This is a messenger RNA of Trematosphaeria pertusa, 753 nucleotides long. RefSeq lists its product as uncharacterized. Bases 1 to 753 code for a protein of 250 amino acids. The record is from RefSeq and is a predicted model, not a curated record. The transcript is spliced from 4 exons. NCBI's taxonomy places the organism in Eukaryota, Fungi, Ascomycota, Dothideomycetes, Pleosporales, Trematosphaeriaceae.